GUAGGAAAGACAGCUCACGGCAUGGAUGUUACCUUGCCCAGUCGGUGCUUGAUGGACCGGGACCGUGACCGUGACCACCUUUGACACAAGUGGGUGUAGGUAUGUAUCGCGUGUAUGUAUAUGUGCCUGUGCUUGUGUCCGGGCUUUUCGGGGUUGCGAUCCCUUGGACCCUUCCCCUCGCCCUAAAACGGGAGCCAAAGAGACGUGGCGGCUGCAGUGGAAGGCGCCGCAAAAGGGUCAUGAGAAAAAAAAAAAAAAGGGACUCUCGGUUGCAUUCUCGUAAGGCACUCCCCUGUCUGUUUUGGAGCGGAUUGGGGUACUGUGUACUGCUAUACUUGCACAGUACAAAAGAAAAGUCCUCUCACCCUCAUCAUGAUCGCGAUAUCGCGUUGCUUCCGUGUGAUUGGGACCUUUCUUAAUGGACGGCGGAGAGUUGGACCCCCGACACGACCCCUCACACGGCCGGAGCUUUUGUCCCUGAACCCUGGUUCGAGUUUGAGUGUAGGCAAGGUUGAGGAUUGCGCUUGAGUUCUUUUUUCACAUGUCUUUCAUC
Molecule: messenger RNA, 553 nt
Organism: Neurospora tetraspora
Lineage: Eukaryota; Fungi; Ascomycota; Sordariomycetes; Sordariales; Sordariaceae
Exons: 2
Coding region: 102-419 (105 amino acids)
Source: RefSeq, a predicted model, not a curated record